Coregonus sp. 'balchen' is the source of this 5396-nucleotide messenger RNA. The record is from the annotation of a GenBank genome assembly. Lineage: Eukaryota; Metazoa; Chordata; Actinopteri; Salmoniformes; Salmonidae.
AUGCACUGGGAGAAAUGUAAGUACAUGAUCCUUUUAAAAAAUUGAAUCGAAAUUGAAAUUAGAAAUGUUGACACAUCAACUAAUGAACAAAUGAAUUUAUUUGACCAAAUGUUGUGCUAUAUUCCAAAACAUUAUAUUCUACCUCUUAUCAAUUGAUCAAACAUUACCAAACAGAAUCAUUUUGAUCUUUGACUACGGUAUGCAAACAUCUUAUUGCAGGGAAAGUAAUACCAGCUGAUUCAGUGUCAAUUAGCCUACCUUCUCCAACUGACCAGUCAUUAUACAAUAUGUAUGUAGGCGCUGUGGAAAUGUGCACAGUGUUGAACAAGUCCAUAUGAUUACUACAAGAUAACAGCACCGAGAACUAUGGCAUGUGAAUGAGCAUUUUGCACAUUGUCAUUGAGGGUCAAAAGUUGGGGUCAGAGGUUGAGGGUCAUAAUUGAUACAACAUGCCCUACAGAAAAAUGAUUUACUACUUAAUAUUUGCUGAGUCAACCGUUCAGGUCAUGUGACGACAUGUUUCAGGUCAGUCUUGAUGGAUAGUUUUCUCCAAGCCUCCUCACCUUUUUGCACUCUAGUGUCAUGGUUAAGAUGAUUUACAGUGGUUUUCGACUGAGAAAGUCGUUAUAAAGCAACAACACAUUAGGAGAUGUAAAAUUUUUGGCCAAUGUAAAAGGAACAGAAGAUUAGGCCUCUGUUUGGACAGAGGGAUUUUUACAAUAUUUAAUCAGAGACAGGGAUGGUGUUAAAGUAUCACUUUGAACCAAAUCCUAAUUUGAGAUCAAUAAUUUUAACUAGAGUAACUUUCUACUUCAGUAUGUUGACGUGCGGUAAAAGGGCUAAAAGUUAUGUUGUCAGAAUCACUGGAGAAAGUGUUAUGUUGAAGCCCAUUUGGAAACAGGAAGACAAUCAUUUGGAGGUUGGUCUUCAUGUUGGCUAUAAUCUUGAUAUGCAAAACGGCACAAGCCCCACACCACAUCACAGCUGCAUUUCUUCCUCUUUUGUAUAGCUCAGAAUCUUAUGUCUGUGUGUGUGUGUGUGUGUGCGUGCGUUUGGCGUGCGGGCGUACAUGCGCGUGCGUGUGUGUUUAUCUGUUUAUGAAGAAUAGGACUGAAUUCAUGAAUUUUUUCAUGUUCUCUUAGAUCUUCAUGUGUUUCAUAUAAAUUAAAUACUGUAUAUCAUUAUAACUGCUAAUUUUCAUAUUAAAUAUGGACACCCCCUUCAACAUAAUUCCCUCACACACUCGCUCAAUCUAAUUUCCAUUUGUACAGUUUCUGGUUGCUCCAAUUACAUUGAGAGUUUAUAUUCACCAAUAGGUAGUGGAAUAUAAUAAUGCAUUAUAGAAAAAAACAAUGAAGAUCCUCCAACGCAUCAAAUUCAGGUCAAAAAAGGAAACAUUUUAUUCAGUUUCACAGCAAUAUAGCUUUACCUUCCAUUGGUUGGUUCUAACGGUAUGACCUCUGAGUAAUGCUGCGUGCCGUAGCUUUCUGUCCCACUGACAUGCAUGCUGUACAUCUGGUUACUGCUUGUCAGAAACCACAACUUUCUCAGGGGCUGCAUGAGGGCUGUCUGCCUACAGUCCAGACACACUUAGUGUAAUUAAAGGGAAAGUUCACUUACUUUUUAAGUUUAUGCUUAUCUUUUGACUUGCCUAAAGUUUUACUGUAAGUUCAUUAGCUGGUUAUUUAGUAUAGUGUCAUUGUUUUGAUGAAACAACAACUACAAUUCAGAAAUAUGAAGUUACUCAUUGAUCCUGCUCCAGGUGAAACAACACAUUCAGAAGGAUCUACUACAGUGGGAUCAGUUACAGUCUUCUGCACCACAGUAAGUUAAGUGUAAAUGGAAGAGGACAUUUAGUGCAGCGUUGAUGGGCUCAUUGAGUGAUAUCUAGGAAUGGGGGGGGGAGUAGUAAUUGGUAUUACAGUAUUGUCUGCUAGUAAUUGGGCCUUAUAGAGUUGAAUGAUAAUGUGAAGGUAAUUUAAAAUUGUUAUUUGGUUAAAAAGUUCAAUCAGCUGACUGCUCCUGGAGUCAGUGUAAUUUACCGUGCUGGGGGGGUAAAUCAAUCAGAUUUCGAUUUAGAUCUGGAAAGGAAAGUGGCAGGACUCGCUCCAGAUAACCACACAAGCCACGUGCUUACAGUACACAGCCAGAUCUGAAACAAUAGGGCCUCCACCUCUGCAUUACAGAUCAUCAUCAGUCUCUAGACACUUGACAACAGGAAAAGGGUUCCCAUGGUUUCACACACCUUGGUCACACACGUGCAGACAAACAGGGUCUUAUUGUAUGUGACAGGGAUUUUUAAAGGUAGUUUUAAAAAAAAUAUUAAAACCUGGGGAAAUGUAUAAGUCAAAGGCACAGUAUGAUAUUCCUUUCCGUAGUCAACCAAAUUUGUAUUAAAUAAGUUAAAUUUUUAUGGACCAAUUUCAUGAGCCUAAAGACCAUGAUUUUUCCCUCACUAAAAUGUAAUGAAUUGAGGGUAAAAGUUCAUCUGCAGAUGCCUUGCCUUAGUUGAGUGAUGUUUAACUUUUGACCUUUUUGAUUAAUUAUGUCACUGAGAAAGAACAGGGAGUGUGUCUGAUAGUGAGUCAAAGUUAUAAUAAAUGUGCAUUAAAUAUCUACUGGUUCAUAUCAUUAAGAGAAGAUUAUUAAUUAAAAACAAAUGUAUUAAGUGGGAGUUGACGAAGGGAAUAGAAGUGAACUGGUAGCAAUUCAACUUCCAAAAUAUAAUUUUCAACAAAGCUGCUCACAGUUUAUGACUCAUACGUAUUUUUCAUUCACGCUUAGUCCAUCGAUCAAAUUCUGAAUAAGUUGUCAUUAAUGACAUGCCUAUGGGAAAAUGCCUCCCUCUAUUUACAAUGUAUCAACAUGAAAUUCUCUAUAGCCUAUUCUAGUCUAUCAAAUUGACAAAUUGUUUGUAAAAAGAUGACAGUUUAUAUAGCAAGUGAGUAUGUGCUGUUCUCAUGUUAGAAGUGUGUUUCAAAUACCAACUUGGCCUACUUAAAGAGGCCACCACACUCAGGUCCAGUUUCAUUUCAAGCUAAUACAUGCAGAAUGUCCGAGGUAGCAUGAGUUUCGGUCUGUCUUCGUGCCUACAGACAUAGGGUUGCUGGGUGUGGCACACUUGAGCUUCUACUUUUGUUUCUAUUAUGUUCCUUCCUGUCCACUUACCCAAUCAGAACCAAUAUCAGUGGUGCAAAUCACAUCUAUGAUACCUCUUAUUGAAGAGUUUUUACAGAACUUUUGUUUCUGGGGGUGCUCUCGAGCCAAAAGGUGUCUCCUAAAUGGACAGAAAUAUUGUCUUGAAAUUACCUCAGGACAGAAAGGGGCACACCUCCCCACCGCACCCAUGACGCAAACAAUAAGCAACUGAACCUCCAUAUUGUAUCUUUAAAGAGCAAUCAAUGAAUAAUAGAGGUCUGUAGUUGCAGACUCAACCCUUUGCUGCCCUGAUGACACACGGAUAUAAGCUAACCGCCAGUUUCUCCUUUCUGUGAUUGUCUCUAUAGCUCCUUCCUCAGGGCUGCCUGAUGAAAAGCCAUACCAAGGGGUGCGAGUCCGAGACCCAGUCAAAGAGUUGCUGAGGAGGAAACGAGGACUGCAUCUUCACAAUGCCAAGACAGUGCCCCCUAGAGCGGUGAGGGAAACAUAACAAGAACUAUGAAUUUAGUGUGAGCCUGUCAUUCUAUAAUAGAGAAUUGGACAAGACAGAGCAGGAGACAAAAGAGAACAGAGACCGAGUCAGCAAAGCCACAGGAAUGCCAUUUGAAACAUUUUAGAUAAGUGUCAACCUGAAUUGUCAACCUGUCAACCUGAAGCGUCAACUAGAAUCUUCAGCAUUUUUUCUUAUCCUUACAACAUGCCCUAAAAACCUUUUGUUUGGCUGGACAUGCACAACGUCAACUGAAAGGAUCCUGGAGAAGAUCAGAUUCCUACAGCAGGGUAGAAAAGGGGGAUUUUAUCCUUAUAUAAUGCAGGUGUUUUCCCAUGACAGUUACUACAUGGCUGCAAGGCUGGGCACAGGGCCUAUGCAAAUCAGCUCAGCUCAGCCAUGCCAAGGAGCCCUCUUACCAACCUAUUAAUUACCUCUGACAACACACAAUGCACACACAGUACGGCAUUCUCAACACUACACUCCAAACACACAGGCCCUGAUGAGAUAGAAAGAUUGAGGGCCUGUUAAAAACUGUGAAGUAAUACAGGUUAAUACAUUGUUCUACACACAGGUAACAUGACCAUAUAAGCCAGUGGAUUUGUAGCUACUGUUUAAAUUAUGUUGGCAUUUAAAAUGAUUAAAAUCACUCACCACCUGGGGUUUACCAUUGAAAAUGAACAUACAGCAUUUGAAUGUAAACUCCUGAGCUUUAAAGCUCAAAUACCAUUGUAACUCAGCUUAAAUAAUAAAUGCUUUUGGAGUGAAUUUAGAUUCCCUUCCUUCAGAUAGAUUUCUCAUUACAUAUUUUUCACAGGUUGGGGUCCCAAACAACAACUUCCCUUCAUAUGCACAGCUUGGUAAGUGAAUUGGAGUAUAUAUUCCCAUCAUUACUUUGGAUGAAAGUUUAAAUCUGUACAUUACUAUUGGCUACUAGUGCUAACCCAGUAUGGUAUCUCCAUAGGGACUUCCGGGUUUGAAGUGGCUAGUAGCCUAUCCAAUGACUCCUCCACAGUCAAUGAUGGUGGCCUCUGUGCAGGUUGGAUAGCCCAGCCUGCAGCUACUGCUCUCCAGCCCAUGAACAAUUGGUCCUACCCAGAGUACCUCCAACAGCAUGACCCCACCACCACAACCACCACCACCCUGCCCCUCACCACUGACAUGUACAUGCAGCCCAUGUGCCCCAGCUACACCGUGGUGGGCCCAUCCUCCAUGCUCACCUACACUCACACACCUCUCUUUACCAACUUCGGGGUAAGUGAAAGAGCAACACAUUUUGAUCCUGUGCCAACUGAAUUAAGCAUAAACUCUGUAAACAUUGCGUCAUAUCCACAGAGUAUAGUAUAGUACACCUUCACCUGUACAAACUAGUUGUAACACAGCUGGGUUUUGACUACUAACACAUCCACUGUUGUCGGUGCAGACCCUAGCACCAACAUCCACAGCCCUACCGCAAGUGGACCUCCAGGACUCGGUGCUGACUUAUAUCCCGUGGGCCCAGCCGCUAACCACCAUCCCAUCGGGUGUGCAGUUUGCCUCUCACCCUGCCACUCUGGCUGGGUCUCAGCUGCUUCCCAUGUCCAUGCCAGUGACCCCCACCAUGCCCCAGCAGGACCCCCAGCCCCAGCCCCUGGAGCAGAGCCCUGUUGAGGCUGAAGAACCCAACCCCCUGGAGAAACUUCUGGAGGAUCAGGAUGACAAAUACACAUAUGUGAACAGUUCCUCAAUCUUCAUCCCCGGUGUCUAA